AUGCCGGUAAAAAAUCGUACGUCACCUGGUCCCGACAGAAUAAGACCAGAACAACUGAAGAACCUUCCGCCAGUACUCAUCAACACCCUGGCGAGGCUCUUUACACGUUACCUGUCGGAAUGCAAGGUUCCUAAACAGUGGAAGACCAGCAAGACCGUGUUGUUGUAUAAAAAGGGAGAUCCACAUGACAUCGGCAAAUAUCGCCCUAUCUGCUUACUGUCCGUCAUCUACAAGCUCUUUACAAGAGUGAUCCUUAAUAGGAUUGAAAAAGUCUUGGAUGAAGGACAGCCGUGCGAGCAAGCAGGGUUUCGAAAAGAAUUCAGCACGAAUGACCACAUUCACACUGCUUCGAAACUCAUCGAGGUAUCACGAGAGUGCAAGAUGCCGCUCUUUCUCACCUUCAUCGACUUGAAGAAGGCCUUCGACUCAGUUGAGACGGAGGCGGUCGUGGAAGCCUUGGACAACCAAGGCGUUCCUACUCAGUACAUGAAGGGUUAUACAAUCUCACCCAAAAUAUUCACAGCCACCUUCGAGAACGCAAUGCGAAAGUUGGAAUGGGAGGACAUGGGAGUGAAGAACGACGGUCGGCAGCUACACCAUUUGUGCUUUGCUGAUGACAUCGUACUGAUAACACCUAGCAUCAGCCAAGCGGAACGAAUGCUGACCGAAUUCGACGAAACAUAUGGAUGCAUCGGUCUUCAGCUGAAUUUACAAAAGACGAUGUUCAUGCAGAGCGGAUUGGUCUCAGAUGCUCCAUUCACGCUCAACGGAAUAUCCGAAUGCACCAGCUACGUUAAUCUGGCUGCUUUGACCUAUACUUCGGAAACUUGGACAGUUCGCAAGCAGGAAGAAAACGCAGUGAGCGUCAUUGAACGCGCAAUUGAGAGAGUGAUGCUAGGAGAAUCCCGUUUCACGCAAGUGAGGGACGGGAUUCGAAGUUCUCUCCUGCGUCAGCGAUCGAAGAUUAGAGACGUCGCCCGGUUUGCCAAAGAAAGUAAAAUAAGGUGGGCGUGCUUUAACACGUGCUUUAACGACAACCGUUGGACCAGAGCCGUGAGCGACUUGGUUCCCCGCGAUAUUAAGCGCAUUACAGGACGACCGCCGACCCGAUGUUCAGAUUUCUUCACGAAGUCCUUCAAAGGAAAUUAUGAUGCUCUUCGUGUCCCACGCAAAAGGAGGAACAACUGGGCUACUCUGGCACGCGAUCGGGACAAAUGGAAGAAUUACUUGCGCCCGCUCGACCAGUACGAAGGUCAACUGGCAAUGUGA
Necator americanus (New World hookworm) is the source of this 1269-nucleotide messenger RNA. RefSeq lists its product as uncharacterized. The transcript has 2 exons. Bases 1 to 1269 code for a protein of 422 amino acids. The record is from RefSeq and is a predicted model, not a curated record. NCBI's taxonomy places the organism in Eukaryota, Metazoa, Nematoda, Chromadorea, Rhabditida, Ancylostomatidae.